AUGCAUUAUCCAGACACGUCCUUUCACCAUGGGUUGCCAGAAACAGUCAAACCUGUGAACUAUGAUGUUCGCAUCUUCAACAUUGACGUUGCCAAGAAGACGUUUCACGGACUUUGUAAGAUUGAUUUCCAUGUUCAGGAAACCGCUAAGUCUGUGAUCCUGAACCAAAAACUGUUGCAAAUAGGCCAAGCUGCUGCGAGCGCCAACGACAAGCCCAUUGCUGUCUUGGAAACCGUUGCCAACAACAAAGAUGAAACUGUGGAGUUCAAAUUUGCAGAGCCGUUGAAAACCGGUCCGUUGAGUCUUUCCAUUGAGUAUACUGGCCCAAUUCGCACGGAUAUGGGCGGUUUCUACGACUCGAGCUAUAGGGACGGUGGCGAGCUGCACACCCUGCUGUGCACGCAGUUUGAGUCGACAGACGCACGGUCUGCGUUCCCUUGUAGCGACGAGCCUGCAUUCAAGGCAACUUUCAGACUAAGUUUGACAGUUGACAGUCAGUUCGACGCGCUUUCUAAUAUGCCAGUCGACAAAGUCGAGCCACACGGCCUGACGAAGACGGUCACGUUCUUGCCCUCGCCGAAGAUGUCCACCUACCUGGUAGCCUGGUGUAUUGGCAAGUUUGAGUACGUGGAGUCCAAUUCGAAGGGAUUGCCAAUCCGCGUUUACACAGUCCCUGGGCAAUCAGAGAAUGGCAAGUAUGCGCUGUCGGUGGCGGAAAAAGCUGUUUCUUAUCUUUCCAAGGUGUUUGACAUUGCGUAUCCGCUGCCGAAGCUGGACCUGAUUGCGGUGCCUGCCUUUGGAGCCAACGCAAUGGAAAACUGGGGUCUUGUCGUUUUCCGAGCCACUGCGCUGCUGUUUGACCCAGCCAAAUCGGAUCUGGCGUACAAGUCCAAGGUGGCAUACGUUGUUUCGCACGAGGUGGCCCAUUCGUGGUUUGGCAAUUAUUGCACAAUGAAUUGGUGGUCAGAUCUCUGGCUCAACGAGUCGUUUGCAACCUAUAUUGGCUGGCUCUGCGUCGACAACAUGCAUCCAGAGUGGGACGUGUUCACAGAUUUUGUGUCGUCUUCUGUCCAGGCGGCCUUGGAUCUGGACUCUCUGUCCAGCUCGCAUCCUGUGGAGGUCCAAGUUCUUAACGGACGCGACAUCGACCAGAUCUUCGAUUAUAUUUCGUAUCUGAAGGGAGGUUCCGUUGUGCGCAUGGUUGCUGAGAGUGUAGGAGUUGAUUUGUUCCUGAGCGGUGUGUCUAAGUAUUUGAAAGAGCACAGUUUUGGAAACGCGCGCUCCGACGAUCUCUGGGAUGCCGUCAGCGCCACUACCGGCAAGGAUAUUACGGGGCUGGUUUCUCCUUGGAUAAGAGCCGUUGGUUUCCCCUAUCUUCACGCCAAAAUAGCAGGCGACCAGGUAGAAAUCACGCAGCAGAGGUUCCUGCUUUCUGGGAAGACGGACGAGACAGUUUGGUGGAUACCCGAGCUCAAUAUGACGGAGAAAAGCAGGACAGUUCCUCUGGAGCAGUUCAGCAAGCUCAACAAAUCCACCACUGGAUUCUAUCGUGUUGUCUAUGAUCCAUCGCUCUUCGACCGCAUUUUUGUUGAUUUGAACGCCAGAGACAAAAUCGGACUCGUGGCAGAUACCUUUGCCGCAGCACAAGCUGGCCUCAGCUCCACGAAGGCUUGCCUGGAGCUCGUGGAGCGGUUCAAACACGAAGAAGAGUACUCCGUCUGGGCGGAGAUAGCCAAACGGCUGGGUGCGCUGAAGAGACUCUAUUUUGGCUCGCCAAAGCUGGACACUCUGGUCAGUUUUAGCAAGAAGGUGUACGAGCCGAUUCUGAGGAAACUGAUGGAGAAAAAAGAGCUCAGCUUUCAAGAAUCCAACUUGCGCUCGCUGGUGUUUGAGCAAUGCGGACUAUCCCAGUCCUCCCUUGCCUUGGAGUACGCUCGCUCCACCACAGACCCUUCGUUGCGCCGCGCCAAACUCACCACUCUAAUGGCGUCCAAAGAAUGCACCCGCGGAGAGCUUUUGCAGGCGAUCGAGGAGGUGAAAAAGCCGUCCUCCGUGGACGCGCGCGAGAUCGCACUCUGUGCUCUCGGAUCCGUGAGCAACAGGGCGUAUCUGGACGAUAUCUUUGCCCUCUUUUUCACCGAGCAUCUUCCGGAGAUGGACUACAUCUUUCUUUGCGGCUCGCUAUGUUCGAACCCCGUUGCCCAAGAACCGUUCUGGAACUUCUUCAAGGCCAAUUUCGAGCGCUUCCACAAAGAGACGUCGACGUGGACUCUGGACAGAGUGCUCAGAAACUUUCUGCCGAACUUUGGCUCCGAAACACUCUACGCCGAUGCCAAGACCUUUUUUGCCGGGAAAGACCUAACCGGCUUCGACAAGGGAGUGGGCCAGUCGCUGGAGGCCAUCGAAGUCAACGUGAAAUGGGCCAGACAGAGUGACCUGUAG
Ogataea haglerorum is the source of this 2442-nucleotide messenger RNA. RefSeq lists its product as uncharacterized. Lineage: Eukaryota; Fungi; Ascomycota; Pichiomycetes; Pichiales; Pichiaceae. The transcript has a single exon. Gene Ontology annotation, molecular function: peptide binding; metalloaminopeptidase activity; zinc ion binding. Gene Ontology annotation, cellular component: cytoplasm. Gene Ontology annotation, biological process: peptide catabolic process; proteolysis. The record is from RefSeq and is a predicted model, not a curated record. Bases 1 to 2442 code for a protein of 813 amino acids.